Molecule: messenger RNA, 1812 nt
Organism: Hemibagrus wyckioides
Lineage: Eukaryota; Metazoa; Chordata; Actinopteri; Siluriformes; Bagridae
Gene: rbm46
Product: RNA binding motif protein 46
Exons: 6
Coding region: 36-1598 (520 amino acids)
Cellular component (GO): nucleus
Molecular function (GO): mRNA binding
Source: RefSeq, a predicted model, not a curated record
CAGGUCUCAGGUGUUGACACUCAGCUCAGGUGAAGAUGAGUGGCGGUCAGUCGGUCAGCACUGAAGCUGCUCUCCUGGAGCUGAUGAAGAACACGGGGUAUGAUAUGAUACAGGAAAAUGGACAGAGGAGAUAUGGAGGUCCACCACCAGGGUGGGAAGGCCCUCCUCCUCCCCGAGGCUGUGAGGUAUUUGUAGGAAAAAUUCCUCGGGACAUCUACGAGGACAAGCUGGUGCCCCUGUUCGAGGUUGCGGGACGCAUAUAUGAGUUCCGCUUGAUGAUGGAAUUCAGCGGGGAGAACCGUGGCUAUGGUUUUGUUAUGUAUACCACAAGAGAAGCAGCGCAGCGAGCCAUUAGCCUCUUCAACAACUAUGAAAUCCGUCCAGGGAAGUUUAUCGGAGUUUGCGUAAGUCUGAACAACUGUCGCCUCUUCAUCGGCUCUAUCCCUAAAGAAAUGACGAAGGAGGAGAUCCAAGAAGAGAUGAUGAACGUAACAGAUGGAGUGGUGGAUGUUAUUGUGUAUCCCAGUGCCAUCGACAAAACUAAGAACCGUGGUUUUGCAUUCGUGGAGUACGAGUCACACAAAGCUGCUGCUCUGGCUCGCAGGAAUCUCGUACCAGGAACAUUCCAGUUGUGUGGUCAAACUGUUAAGGUGAACUGGGCUAAGCCAGAGAAAGAUGUUGAUGAGGAGACGAUGGAGCAUGUUCGGGUUCUCUACGUACGUAAUCUCAUGCUGCACACGACUGAGGAGACACUUCGCUUAGAGUUCAGCCAUCUGAAACCCGGUUCUGUGGAGCGUGUUAAGAAACUGACAGACUAUGCCUUUAUUCACUUCCACUGCCGUGAAGAUGCGCUCGCUGCACAACAGUCCAUGGACGGCAAACUCAUCGAUGGCUCUCCCAUCGAAGUCACGCUCGCAAAGCCGGCCAGCAAAGACACGGCUCAAAGAUACAGGUCCCGAUUUGGACAUAAUGAAACAGCACCAAUGCUCUACAGCCACUCCAACUUCCUCAUACAGAGCAAAGAAGACUCAGGGAUCAUCAAGGGCUCAGGAGUGCUAAAUGAUAUUUCUACACGUCCUCUCAGUUCCUCUUCUCAUGCAAGUAGCUCAUAUUCUGUGGGGUUAAAGCAGUGUGUGUAUCCCGGAUCCAAUCUGGUACCGAUCAGUCUGCAGAGCCUGAAGCCGAGUCAGCUGGGCUCUGCUGUGGCUCUGCUGGAAUAUUACUGCCAGAGGAACGGCUGGUCUCUGCCGGAGUAUUACCUGUACACCAUCACCAUCACUCCACCAACCUACUCCACCACAGAAGAAGUAACGCCUCUAAUCUGUAAAGUGGUGAUCAGCAGCAGGCAGAGCAGCUUCAUGUCCAGUAAAUUCUGCACUGUUCUGGAUGAAGCCAAGGAGCUUGCAGCUCACACUGCUCUACUGAACCUUGAUCUCUCAUUCAAUGGCCCAGGUUCUCCUUGCAGUUUUUCUCCUCCAGCAGUGUCCUGUCAAGCCAUACCAUACACAGCAUACCCCAUAUCUCCGAUCUCACCCCCGUUGUCCAUCACCAGUACCAGGAGCUCGCGGAUUUGUAUCCCCAAUCUAUCUCCAUUCUGACUGAACCACAGACUGUGAGGAAAAUUGUUGUUGUUGUUUUUGUUUUCAGCUCUGUCACUUGUGUUACAUGUAUUAAUGUUUUUUAUCCACAGAUUUCUCAGGUUGUUCCAGCUGUUCUGUUUCAAUGUUUUUGAAACCCUUUUUUCUUUUUGUGUAUACAUCAAGUUAAAUAUCUUAUAAAAAAAAAAAUAUCUGACUCAUUCUGUAUGAAAGG